AUGGCAUCACGAGACUGUCCUUCGGGAAACGAAACAGCGCUUUCCUUUACGCAGGGGCUCAUUGUCGGCCAGCUGUCCGUGGUGCUGAUACUGGCCGCCUUUAUCAAGUUUUUCAUCUUUGGGGAUCCGCCCUCUCCCGACGUGACCUCGUCGCUGAGGGCUACCGAGCGCAGGGCGAGGACCUUGACUCACAAGCAGUCGCUCCUCAGCCUGCGUUCACCUAGCCAGCGGCAGGGUCAAGCAUUGAGCCGCAAGAAGUCGAGCGUCCUCAGGAAUCAACCUGCCCUGACAAUAGGCUCAAUACUGAGCAAAACAUACUACAACGUCGACAGUCACCAGCCAGAGAGCCUCGACUGGUUCAAUGUCCUGGUCGCCCAGACCAUCGCCCAGUUCCGCAGUGACGCUCAGCACGACGACGCCAUCCUCGACUCCCUCACCAAGGCUCUCAACGGAACGUCACGGCCCGACUUUGUCGACGACAUUCGGGUCACCGAGCUCAGCCUGGGCAACGACUUUCCAAUCUUCAGCAACUGCCGCAUCAUCCCAGUUGACGAGGAUGGGCUCACUCUUGCCAGAAUGGACGUGGACUUGAGCGACAUGCUUACACUGGCCGUGGAGACGAAGCUCCUCCUCAACUACCCCAAAAAGCUAUCAGCAGUCCUACCCGUGGCCUUGUCCGUGUCCGUGGUCAGGUUCAGUGGGACGCUGUCCAUUUCCUUCAUCCCUAGCAACCCAUCACAGUCAUCCCCAACCAUGAUGACCUUUAGCUUUCUCGAUGACUACCGCCUCGACUUUUCCAUCCGGAGCCUUCUGGGCAGCCGCUCAAGACUACAAGACGUGCCCAAGAUUGCCCAGCUUGUCGAGGCACGGUUGCACCGGUGGUUUGAUGAGCGCGCUGUCGAGCCGCGCUUCCAGGAAAUCGCAUUGCCAAACGGUGGCGGUUCCGUUGGACGAGCCAAGGGAAGGGAGCUGGGCCGUGAUCUGCGGGACGAAGUGCCCCUAGGCGACAAUGAGUGGAGAGAGGCCAACUCGUCACUCAGGCACCGAAGGCCUCUAGGCGCAAGGGAGGGGAGCGAGUUUUCCAUGCCAGGCUCGCUUCCCGAUGUCAAGAUUGGCGCCAGGCCCUAA
Hirsutella rhossiliensis is the source of this 1128-nucleotide messenger RNA. Its product is annotated as maintenance of mitochondrial morphology protein. Gene Ontology annotation, cellular component: endoplasmic reticulum; ERMES complex. Gene Ontology annotation, molecular function: lipid binding. Gene Ontology annotation, biological process: mitochondrion organization; phospholipid transport. The transcript has 4 exons. NCBI's taxonomy places the organism in Eukaryota, Fungi, Ascomycota, Sordariomycetes, Hypocreales, Ophiocordycipitaceae. The record is from RefSeq and is a predicted model, not a curated record. The coding region runs from base 1 to 1128 and encodes 375 amino acids.